AUGUCAUCCGAAGCCCGCCUCUACACCUUCUCCGACGAAACAAAGACCAAGCUACGGAAAUUUCGCCUGGGCACCAGUCGCGCGCAGGACCCCCAGGCUGUCAUAUACGAAAUCGACAAGAAGACGCUGGAGAUACGGGCGGUGGACGAUGAGGUCUACGCCGAUGUAGAGAGUCUGGCAGAUGAGCUGCCAGAUCAUGCGCCGCGCUUUGUGCUACUGAGUUAUCCGCUCACCCUCGACUCUGGACGCCUCUCCGUCCCCUACGUCAUGCUCUACUACCUCCCCAUCACAUGCAACAGCGAAGUCAAGAUGCUCUACGCCGGCGCAAAGGAACUCAUGCGCAACACGAGCGAAAUUAUUAAAAAAUCACGUCUGAGAUGGGGGGGGGGGGAAGUUAUACAGUCGUACUCUUGGGUUUGGGCAUGGGGAGACGAGGGCUAUGGUCAUGUUGUAGACUUGGGCAAGGGAGACGAGGGCCAUGGUCAUGUUGUAGACUUGGGCAAGGGAGACGAGGGCCAUGGUCAUGUUGUAGACUUGGGCAAGGGAGACGAGGGCCAUGGUCAUGUUGUAGACUUGGGCAAGGGAGACGAGGGCUACGGUCAUGAAGAAAAGGGAAAAUUCAGGUUCAAUAGAGACGAGAAACAUGAUAGACACAGGGUUGUAAUCAAUUCUUGUGCAUUGGAAGAGUCUUGA
Molecule: messenger RNA, 693 nt
Organism: Plenodomus lingam JN3
Lineage: Eukaryota; Fungi; Ascomycota; Dothideomycetes; Pleosporales; Leptosphaeriaceae
Source: RefSeq, a predicted model, not a curated record